Amoebophrya sp. A120 is the source of this 186-nucleotide messenger RNA. Lineage: Eukaryota; Dinophyceae; Syndiniales; Amoebophryaceae. The record is from the annotation of a GenBank genome assembly.
AUGUCCAUCCUGCACACGCAGUGCAGCUUGGUGCGCUGUGGCACCCAGCUCAAGAUCCUCUCCCAGUUCGCGCGGUCGUCGUCGCUGCUGAUGCCCACCGUGGUCGUCCACUCCUUCUGCUGUUUGUUGGCGUCCCCUUUCUGGGAGGCUUGGGUGGGGGCGGCCGGCGGUUUCGCGACGAGCUGC